Schistosoma margrebowiei is the source of this 1502-nucleotide messenger RNA. The record is from the annotation of a GenBank genome assembly. Lineage: Eukaryota; Metazoa; Platyhelminthes; Trematoda; Strigeidida; Schistosomatidae.
GAGGGAUAUCAGUUUGCCAGUGAAGAUUUUUAGCCAGAACCUGAAUCCUAGUUAGUAAAAAAUCCUCAGGGGAUAAAAGGAGUCAGCCGACCUACAAUUCUUAUUAAUGAGAAAUUGAAGCCAAUAAAGUUUGGAGGUUGAAUUGCUGAAGGUGUUGCGGGCUUCCAAAAUAUCGUCUUAGUAAGUGCCCUUCUAGUAAAUGUUGACUGAGUCGCAAAACACUCAUUCUAACGGAACGGAGAAUAAAUUGAUUGAAAACUAUCAAAACAUAGUCAGAAAUGAUAUCGAACCUGACGAAGCUUCAAUCAAAGCUAAGGAACAAGCUAUACUGGAACUUGGAAAUUUACUCGCUGAGAAGAAAGAUGCAAAAGGACUGGGAGACCUCAUUUUAGUAACUCGACCGUUUCUCAAGCUGAUCAGCAAAGCAAAAGCUGGUCGUCUUGUUAGAACUCUGGUUGAUCUGUUUUUGGAUCUUGAAGGAGGAACUGGUCGUGAGGUUGAUCUCUGUCGUGAAUGUGUUGAAUGGGCCAACCAGGAAAAGCGUAUUUUUCUUCGUCAAGCAUUAGAAGCCCGUCUGAUGGGUCUUUAUUAUGAUAAUGGAAGUUAUGAAGAAGCAUUGAAAUUAGGUUCAAAUUUAUUACGUGAACUUAAAAAACUGGAUGAUAAAGCUCUUUUGGUUGAGGUUCAACUCAUGGAGAGUCGAGUUUAUUACAGAUUAGGUAAUCUUCAACGGGCCCGUGCUGCACUUACAUCUGCCAGAACUACAGCAAAUGGUAUAUAUUGUCCACCACGUUUACAGGCCAACCUUGAUCUACUUUCCGGAAUUCUACACGCUGCUGAUGAACGUGAUUUCAAAACUGCAUAUUCUUACUUUUAUGAAGCAUUCGAAGGCUUUGACUCAAUUAGUUCCAAACGAGCUAUUGAUGCUCUUAAAUACAUGUUGCUGUCAAAAAUUAUGUUAAAUAGCGCUGAUGAAAUCCCUGGUAUUCUUACAAGUAAAUUAGCUUUAAAAUAUACAAGCCGUGAUAUUGAUGCUAUGCGAGAAGUUGGAAUUGCUGCUAAAGAACGAUCAUUGGGUGAUUUUCUACUGCUUCAAGAGAAAUACAAAACUGAAUUAUCUGGAGAUCCAGUAAUUAGCAGACAUCUUCACUCAUUUUAUGAUACAUUAUUUGGUCAAAAUCUUCUGAAACUUAUCGAACCAUAUUCUCGUGUUCAAAUUGAUCAUAUUGCCAAACUUAUCAAUAUUCCUUUGGAAACUGUAGAAAAGAAACUUUCACAAAUGAUUUUGGACAAUCAACAUAAUGGAAUUCUGGAUCAAGGUUCUGGUGUUUUAGUACUCAGAGAACCAGAAUGUGAUGGUAAAGACUAUCCUUUAGCAUUAUCUGCAAUCCAAUCUCUUGGAGGUAUUGUUGAUAUGUUAUUCCAAAAAACCACUAAAUUAAAAUAACAUUUUGGAUUUCCUACCUAAUGAUUUUUUUAAAAAUAUAGUUCGUUUACUUGAA